GAGCUGACUCUGAUAAUGAGGCUGUGAAGGAGAACAGGCCGAGUGAGGCGUGACCUUAUCCGGUGACAGCUGUACGGACUACAUGUGUCUUUGCUUUGUAGGUAUUUUUGUCGUUGCCGCUAAGAGGACCCCGUUUGGCACCUUCGGGGGGAUUCUGAAGGAUCACUCGGCAACAGAAUUAGGAGAGAUCGCAGCAAAGGCCGCACUUGCUGCCGGCAAUGUGGCCCCUGACGCAGUGGACAGCGUGAUAUUCGGAAAUGUCGCUCAGACCGCCAGCGACGCCAUCUACCUGACCAGACACAUAGGCCUCCGUGUUGGCAUCCCCGUUCCUGUUCCGGCUCUGACGGUCAACAGACUGUGCGGUUCUGGUUUCCAGUCCGUUGUCAACGGGUGCCAGGAAAUUGCUCUGCGGGAGUCAGAGAUCGUCAUGUGCGGAGGAUCGGAGAGCAUGAGCCAGUCUCCAUACGCUGUUCGAAAUAUCCGAUUUGGAACCAAGCUGGGAUUGGACCUCAAGGAAAUGGAAGAUACUCUCUGGGCUGGGCUUACUGAUUCCCUAAUAAAGACCCCCAUGGCCAUCACAGCUGAGAACCUGGCUGAAAAAUAUGGAAUCUCCAGGCAGGACUGUGACAACUACGGCUACCAGAGCCAGCAGAGGUGGAAAGCUGCUCAGGACGCUGGAUACUUCACAGCAGAAAUGGCCCCGAUUGAAAUCAAAACAAAGAAAGGACUUGUAAAAAUGGAGCAAGAUGAGCACCCGAGACCCCAGACCACCCUGGAGCAAAUGGCCAAACUGCCGUCAGUGUUCAAGAAGGAUGGAGUGGUGACGGCUGGGAACGCCUCGGGUGUUUCCGAUGGAGCCGGAGUUCUCAUCUUGGCCAGCGAAGAAGCCGUUACAAAGCACAAGCUCACCCCGCUCGCCAGGAUCGUAGCCUACCAUGUUUCUGGAUGUGAGCCCAAGAUCAUGGGCAUAGGCCCCGUUCCUGCCAGGACAGAGUCUUUGAAAAAAAGUGGACUUUGCCUUCAAUAAAGGGACUGUACCCAGGUUAAUGAGGCUUUCGCUGCUCAGUACUUGUCAGUGGAGAAGGCUCUAGGGCUAGAUCCUAAAAAGACAAAUGUAAAUGGAGGAGCCAUAGCGCUGGGCCAUCCCCUGGCCGCAUCUGGGUCUCGAAUCACAGCGCAUCUUACCCAUGAACUGAGACGCCUUGGUGGUAAAUACGCUGUGGGAUCGGCCUGUAUUGGAGGAGGUCAGGGUAUCGCCGUCAUUCUGGAGAAUGUGGCCUAAGCCUGAAGUGCACAACGAAAAUCUAAUAAUAAUGUGACUUUUCAGCAAAUCCAUCACCAACUCUUCUUCCA
Nanorana parkeri is the source of this 1353-nucleotide messenger RNA. RefSeq names its product acetyl-CoA acyltransferase 2 (gene ACAA2). The transcript has 12 exons. Lineage: Eukaryota; Metazoa; Chordata; Amphibia; Anura; Dicroglossidae. Gene Ontology annotation, biological process: fatty acid beta-oxidation. The record is from RefSeq and is a predicted model, not a curated record. Gene Ontology annotation, molecular function: acetyl-CoA C-acetyltransferase activity.